AAGACAAUAUAUUAAUACAAUUUUGACACGAUAUUAAAAGUCAAAAUUAUUAAAAGACCAUCAAAUUCAUUGAUGUAUUUCUUCUUGUCAAAUCGUGGAAUAAAAAGAAAGUAAUCUGGAAUAAAAAGUAAGUAAAAGUGCUGCCACCUAUAGCAAUAUGAACAUGUAUCAUGUGCAACAUUAAUGUCAAAUUUUGCGUGCCAAACUAAACUAUUACUAUUACUACUACUACUACUACUACUACUACUACUACUACUACUACUACUAUUACUACUAUUACUACUAUUACUACUAUAAUGUAUAUUUAUCGCACAUGGAAACAAACACAACACGCGAGUAAUGAAUUAAUGGACGGAUCAUUCACAAUCAAACCCUGAAAUUCAAUAACAAUGACGUCGCCAACAAGCAAGGAACAAUACCGACUCGAGCAAGAAGCGUUUGUUUCCAAUCACGGAGGCACAACCCCGCAAGAGGUGAUUUUUACGCUUCUGCCAAACGUAUGCGGCAUUUUGUUGACAGCGACGACUCUGGGGAUCCUUAGGAAAUAUAUUCACAAAAAUGUAAGGGUCGUGCUGGAGUUUAUACUAACUGUGAUUCCGACUAUCUUAUGUUGUACCGUACUGUCGGAAUACAUCGGUAUUGUAUGCAUAACAAUGCUAUCAAUUUCUGUGCUAAACAUAAUGCUGCUGGGGAGCAAGGGAACCAAUCUCUCCAGUUCAGUUAUGCGACCGAUUAUCGGCAAGAGACCCUUUAUAACUAAUUUUCGCGCGCUGAUCAAUAUUAUUACUGCGAUUUCUAUAUUAGCUGUCGAUUUCCGUAUCUUCCCGCGGAAGUUCGCCAAGACAGAGGUGUUCGGAUACAGUUUGAUGGAUACAGGUGUCGGAUUGUUUAUAUUGGCAAACGCAUUGGUUGCGCCAGAGACUCGAGAUUUCUCUACCCAUCAUCAAGCAGGAUUUCAGGAAAUCUUGAUGAAAAAUAUGAAAAAUUGCUUCCGAAGCUGCGUGCCUCUCUUAGUAUUGGGUUUCGGACGUUUUGUGUCAGUCAAGUAUAUAGGAUAUCAGAGACAUGUCACCGAAUAUGGCAUUCAUUGGAACUUUUUUAUAACUUUAGCUAUCGUUAAAUUGUUCACCAGCAUGAUUACCAGCACCAUUAGUUCAAAAUAUUCGUUGCUCUCAGGUAUAUGGAUAUUGUGUAUGCAUGAAUACACAAUGAGUACCAAAGGUUUAAAGACAUGGGUUUUGGGAGAUGGGCCAAGAGAUGAUUUCUUCUCUGCCAAUCGAGAGGGUUUAAUUUCUAUACCCGGUUAUAUAGGAUUGUAUUUUCUUGGUGUAGCUAUUGGAAGGUUGAUACAUUCGACAUAUCGAAAUUCACAUAUAACACCAAACAUGACCAUUUCUGUGAAAUUGUAUGGUUUUGAAAUUGAAGCGAGCUACAAUGAAUCUAUGCUGUUGUGUAUUAAAUUAUCUUUGAUCUCUGCAAAAGCUUGCAUCGCAACAUUAUUUUGUAAUGCAUAUUUUAAGAUUUCAAGAAGAUUGGCCAAUGCUGGAUAUUGUAUGUGGAUAGUAACCUUAACGGCUACACUACUUACUCUCUUGCUACUUGUAGAGAUCGUGCUAGAUAUAACGAAUUAUGCGGUAGGUGAUCCAUGCAUUGAAAAUAAAACGGAAAGAUUGCGUAAAAAUCUGAGAUUGAAUUUAAAAAAGCAUGUGGAAAAUGAGAGAGAAGAAAAUAAAGAAUGCGCAAUCAGAAGAUCCUUAGAGAUUUUUGAUGCUGUAAAUUACAACGGCCUGUUCUUUUUUCUUAUUAGUAACGUUAUAACUGGUCUUGUCAAUAUGUUAAUGUACACAUUAUAUGCCAAGCAAUCGGUAGCUCUAUUGAUACUAAUUACAUAUAUGGCUGUAAGUAUACUUUCAACAUUGAUACUUUACAGGCUACAAGUGCCAAUUAAACUAUGAAAUAUGUGCAAAAAUUAGAAAUUAAUUUUAAUCAAUUUACGACAAUUGGUCGAAAUUUUCAUAAUUAAAUUAAAAAUAUUUGUAUUAAAUACUAACUUAAUUUAUAAUGUAUACAUAUAACAUAUGUAUAACAGAUUUUAUCAACAACUUUAUUUUCUGCUAUAUAAGAAGUUUGCAUUAUCCAAAUAGAUAAUGUAAUUAAAUAUUAUGUACAGAUAUCAUAUAUGUAAAUAUUUUAAUAUUAUAAAUUAAUAUCUAAGAGAAAGUACUGCCAAGUGUAACGCAGACAUAUCGAGAUUUAUCGUACAUUUAUUAUUUUAUUUAUUAAAAUAAAGUAUGUACAUUAGUAUAAAAAUAAGUGUAUAAAGAAAUUUGAUCAACAAACACAGUUUAGAUCA
This is a messenger RNA of Pogonomyrmex barbatus (red harvester ant), 2353 nucleotides long. RefSeq lists its product as uncharacterized. Lineage: Eukaryota; Metazoa; Arthropoda; Insecta; Hymenoptera; Formicidae. Gene Ontology annotation, cellular component: endoplasmic reticulum; membrane. The record is from RefSeq and is a predicted model, not a curated record. Gene Ontology annotation, molecular function: glucosaminyl-phosphatidylinositol O-acyltransferase activity. Gene Ontology annotation, biological process: GPI anchor biosynthetic process; protein localization to plasma membrane.